UUUAUUCAAAAGAUAAACGAUUAUCGAUGAAUGUAAUUAUUAUUAUUUGAUAAUAGGGAUUAGAAAAUGAUUGAAAUAUUAUUAUAAUGGAAUACGUUUCAGUUAUUUUAUUUCGGUGUAAGAGUAAAUACGUAAGAUAUGUAUUUACUCAUAUGCUUAGCCUUAUUAGGCUCUGUUACUGCAGUGCCGCUCACAGAAAUCCAACGAAAUGAUCCACGUGAAGAAAUUUACGUACUACCAGACACAACAUUCCCUACAUUCUACGAUGUCCAACUGUUCAUUGAUCCUAGCAAUGUAGAUUACUUCUUUGGAAACGUUUCAAUCAGAAUAAUACCUAAUGUCAACACUGAUUUAAUCACAUUACAUGCUAUGGCCAUGGAAAUUGAUAGCAUUGAAGUUUAUAGCGAAAGAGAUGUGAAUUUGGCUACUGAUCUCUUCGCUAAUUAUACUCUAGCUACAGAUGAUACUCAUUUGCUAAGAAUUAGACUUUCGAGUUCAAUAGGCGCGCUGAUACCUCAUACAGUCAAGAUUAAUUACGUAGCACAAUACGCUGAAAACAUGUUUGGAGUUUAUGUUUCUACUUAUGAAGAAAACGGGCAGACGAUAAACUUAGUGACUUCACAACUCCAACCCACAUUUGCUCGUAGAGCAUUCCCUUGCUAUGACGAACCUCACCAGAAAGCCAUAUUUAGAACCACAAUAUAUGCACCACCUGCUUACGACGUCGUCAGGAGUAAUAUGCCAGAAAGGAAUGACACUUUAAAAGAGGAAGUUUCUGGCUGGACAAAACAUGAAUUCGACGACACAUUGGUUAUGUCUUCGUAUCUGCUGGCUUAUCUGGUCUCAAACUUCCAUUACGUCGAGAAUGAUGGCGAACCCAUUUAUCGCAUUCCCUUCAGAGUCUAUUCUAGACCAGAGACCUUGGAGUCGGCAGCUUUUGCUCUAGAAUUCGGUCAGAGGAAUAUGAUCGCUCUUGAGAAUUUCACCCAAUUUGACUAUGCCUUCCCAAAGAUUGACAAAGUCGCUGUGCCUGACUUCGCGGCUGGUGCUAUGGAGAAUUGGGGACUUGUUAUUUACAGAGAGGUAGCUCUCCUCGUGACAGAGGGUGUCACCACCACGAACACAAGGCAGGGCAUAGGCAGGAUAAUUUGCCACGAGAACACGCACAUGUGGUUCGGGAAUGAAGUGGGCCCCUUGUCCUGGACUUACACCUGGUUGAACGAAGGAUUCGCAAACUAUUUCGAAAGUUACGGCACAGAUUUGGUUCUGUCAGGAUGGCGCAUGAUGGAUCAGUUUGUGAUAGCCAUGCAGAACGUGUUCCAAUCUGACGCCGUUCUUAGUGUAAAUCCAAUGACACACCCUGUAUAUACCCCUUCUGAAAUACUUGGGACAUUCAAUGCAGUCGCUUAUCAGAAGUCUGGCUCCGUCAUACGCAUGAUGGCCCAUUUCCUCACACCAGAGGUGUUUCAACAAGGUCUCGUGUACUACAUAAGGAACAAGUCCCGUAGCGCCGCCCACCCAUCCGACUUAUAUGCUGGUCUCCAACAAGCUUUGAACGAAUCCAACCACACCAUACCCUGGCCUGUGGCCACCAUAAUGGAGAGAUGGACCACUCAGGGUGGCUUCCCUGUACUCACCGUCACGAGGUCCAGCCCGUCAGCAAACUCGCUAGUCAUUACUCAGCAACGAUACUUGACCGACAGUAGUCAAACUUCAGACGACCGUUGGCAUGUCCCGGUCAACUGGGCGCUGUCAACCAACCCAGAUUUCAAUGACACCAGCCCCCAAUAUUGGCUGCCUUUAGCUUUGAUAGCACAGUCUGUGAACAUCCCUGGAUUGGCGGACGCUGAUUGGUACAUCAUCAAUAAGCAGCAGACUGGUUACUACAGAGUGAACUAUGAUGAAGAUAAUUGGCGUGCGUUGGCGGAAGAAUUGAGGUCGUCUUACCGAAACAUUCAUCUCCUUAACAGAGCUCAAAUUGUUGACGAUGUCUUCAAUCUUGCUAGAAAUGGACGUCUCCAUUACGACUUCGCCUUCGAAAUCUCACAGUACUUGGUGCAAGAGAACGACUAUAUCCCGUGGGCGGCUGCUAACGCUGCCUUCACAUACCUCGACACAGCCCUCAGCGGGGCCCCGGCCGUAUACAGACUGUUCCAAAACUUCGUACUGAACUUAACAGCGCCAAUGUAUGAGGAGUUGGGUUUCAUCGCGUCCUCUUCAGAAGAACACGUGACUCCUUACUUCAGGAAUAUCAUGCUGAACUUCAACUGCCGUUACGGGAAUGAACACUGUGUCAAUAGAGCUUCGGAGUUGUUACAGGCUUAUAGGGAAAAUCCAACGGCAAACGCAAUUAACCCCGACAUUCAAACAACGGUCUACUGCUCCAGCCUCCGCGGCGGGAAUCGGGAGAACUUCGACUUCUUAUGGAACCUUUACCUGUCUACAUCUGACUCCAGUCAACAGGCCAUUUUGUUGAACGCCCUUGGCUGCACCUCUAACGAAGAGGACCGAUCUUUCUACCUGAACCAGGUGAUCGCUGACAAUUCACAAGUGAGGGAGCAAGACAGACAUACCAUCAUUGUGUCAGUCACCAACGCCAGUCCUGAAAACACUGAGGCGGCCCUGGACUUUGUUAUUGAGAACUUCCAUCUUAUCCAACCUAGCGUUCAAGGACUCACUGGAACAACAAACAUCUUGAAUGCCUUCGCCAGAACUCUGACCACGCCUGCUCAUGAGACUAAAAUCCAAACCUUCAUCACGCGCCAUCAAGAUAUCUUCACCGCUGGUGAGCUAGCUUCAAUAGCUGCUAUACAAGAAAAUCUAGCAGCUUCCAUUACCUGGUCAGCUGAUAACUUCGGCGCAGUAGAUUCUUGGCUAGACCAAAACUUUGGCGGCAACGGCGCUUUUGCAGUGAAAUCUAGCAUUAUCAUCGUAGCAUCUGUGUUCUUAACUCUUUUCUAUUGAUUGUUUAUAACAUCUGAUUUGUAAAUAUUUGCGUUUAAGAACAAGUGCAUUUGUGAUACUUAAAAUUAUAAGGUUCUUUAUUAAAGUUAUAGAUACUUA
Amyelois transitella is the source of this 3063-nucleotide messenger RNA. RefSeq names its product aminopeptidase N (gene Apn2). Lineage: Eukaryota; Metazoa; Arthropoda; Insecta; Lepidoptera; Pyralidae. The coding region runs from base 139 to 2964 and encodes 941 amino acids. The transcript has 16 exons. Gene Ontology annotation, cellular component: cytoplasm. Gene Ontology annotation, molecular function: zinc ion binding; metalloaminopeptidase activity; peptide binding. The record is from RefSeq and is a predicted model, not a curated record. Gene Ontology annotation, biological process: peptide catabolic process; proteolysis.